GUAAGUAUGAAUUAGUAGCUUGGAGGGAAACAAGUUUCACUUCUCUUCCUUUCAUACUCAUGCAGUUUUUCAUAACCGGUGUGGUUUCUUUUUUUUUUCCCCAGAAUUUGUUUUUCUGUUGUAGUUUUAUUUGUCUGCAAUAAGUUUUAUAUUCCACAAUUAUGAAAAGUUUCAGGUUGGAUGAGUUGUUAUAUAGAAGCUGGAGUGGUAAUUCUUACUUAAGAUGACUUUGAAUUUAUGUAGCAGCAGUACUACAUAUCCUUGGUUUAUGAUCCACCAGUUUAAGUGUGCUUAGUUCUGCUUUGAUGCUGUGUUUGUGCAAUGAACAUUUUUGUGAGGAUGUCUCACAAAUAUACCUUUGGUUCAAGUUUAUUUAUAUAAAGCAUGUAAGAGAAGAUAAAUUUGAAUUCUGAUUAUUCUGUCAGUGAUUUAGACAAUGACCCCAGAGAGGCCUCAUCUUUUAUUGUGUGCUUUGCUUUUUACUGAUGUGGAACAAAUAGGACUAUGGCAGAAGAGGUAGACAGUGAACUUGCAGAGAGAUCUUUUUACUCUGAGAAUUAGAAUUUUGUAAUUUGGUCAUACAUGCUGCAGCACUAAACAGUUUGAGUGCAGUGUUUUGAUAUGCAUACAAAUUAAUAGAAAUAUACUUGCAGUCUUCUUUCAGCUGUUGCUCCUUUUUUGCAUGGAUAAAUUAGUUAUUUUCUGUUUGGUAGAGCAAUCCAAGAAGGAAAAAACUGCAAGAAGAAGUGUAUUACAUAUCCUGUAUUUCUAGAUGCAUUAAGUAGCCAUUUUCAUUAACUUGAAAUGUUGUGUCACUGCAAUAGAGAUGAGGCAUUUUUGUUGUGCAGACUUCAAUUGCACUGCAAAAUUUUACAAAAUACGAGCUGACUUUUAAAAAUUCCUGGUUUCUAUUUCAUGGCAUAGCUUGUUUGACUUGUCUUGAUUUCAAAAAAUUGCCUUUAAAAGAACUUCUGGAUACAGUGCAGCAUAGAACAACAGCAUGGUGUUUAAAAGCAAAAAAGGAAGACCUGGUAAUUAUCAACUUUAAAAGCACCCAUAAAUAAACCAGUGCCUUUCACUCUGCAGCUAAAUGUGGAAAUUCCACCUCCUAAAUUAUCCACGUUCAACUCAGUGAUGGAUAUUUUCUCAGUUCAAAAAAUGGGAAUGUUUCUCUAAGGCAGCAAAACCAACUAAUUUGAUUCUUCUUAUUCUUGGCUUUACUAACUUGACGGCCUGUUGCCAAAAAUCAAUGAUGCAGUCACAAGCAAGUGCUUAAGCUCUUCCUUUCCCUCCUUUUAUUUCAUCUGGACUCUUGCAUGCUAGGAAUUGAAAUUCUUAGAGUCUGCUUAGAGUAAGAGAUCUCCUCUAUCUAAACUUCCCUGAAACCAUUGAUAACAUAACUUUGCAACCUGUUUGUAUGUAUUGUUUUCUUUUCUUCCACCUUGGCUGCAAACUCUCUCAGGUCUCCGCUGGUUCAUCCGCCAAGCCAUGGAUGCCGCUCGACCCACAACAGCCCAAUUCACACUGCUACUGGCUCACGACUCACUCAGAACUUCUCUGUGUCUGUUCCCACUCUCAUCUACACUGGAUUCCUUUCAAUGAAGAUCCCAAUCCCAAUACAUAUUCAUCAGGACCCUCCACCCCUCUGAAAAACCAAACUUAUUCCUUUUCACCUUCCAAGUCCUACAGUCGACAGUCCUCUUCUUCUGACACAGAUUUGAGUUUGACACCCAAAACUGCACCUUCCCCACAGGGACCUAGGAUUUUCCUGUUUCCCAGCUCCCCUACACUCUCUUGUGAUUCCCCACAUCUUAAAAAGUCCUGUCUCCUCCUCUCGGGGUCUAGCAUUAAACCUCUACACUCUAGCCAUGUCAGCCCAGUUGUUCUGAGGAAAAGUGUUUCUUUCACUGAAGAGCUGCUUCUGGCUGCUUCUGGAAUGGGCAGUGGGAGUGCUGGAAAAGAAGGGGGGCCAUUUAAAACUCUUUUAAGACAACAGACUCAGUCAGCUCUGGAACAAAGGGGAGGAUCGCCCCGUAGGUUCUGUGCCAGGCGGGAGUUCCCGUUCUUCACCCUGACCACCUUCCCGCCAGGCUUCCUGCUCCACGUCGGCGGCGUCGUCAGCGCACGCUCGGUCAAGCUGCUGGAUCGCAUCCACAAUCCCGCCUUUGUCGGAAUAAUGGGUAACACAAGAUCAUACAAACUGCUAGACUGGAAUAGUUUCAAUUCAGAUGAACCGGAGACACGAGAUGCCUGGUGGGCAGAAAUCAGACAAGAAAUAAAAUCCCAUGCCAAGGCAUUGGGUUGUCAUGCUGUAGUGGGCUACAGUGAAUCAACCAGCAUUUGUGAAGAGGUCUGUAUUUUGUCCGCAUCUGGCACAGCAGCUGUACUGAACCCUAGGUUCCUUCAGGAUGGCACCAUGGAAGGCUGUUUGGAACAAAGGAUUGAAGAAGCUUCACCACCAGGUUGUGGAUUUUGCCAUAUCCCAUAUGAUGAAUUGAACAUGCCAUUUCCUGCUCACCUCACUUACUGUUACAACUGCAGAAAGCAAAAAGUUCCUGAUGUCCUUUUCACCACAAUUGAUCUUCCUGUAGAGGCAAUAGUUGUUGGGAAGGGAUGUCUUAUUCAAGCCAGGUUGUGCCGGCUGAAGAAGAAAGCCCAGGCUGAAGCAAAUGCAACAUCUAUCAGUAACCUCCUGCCAUUCAUGGAGUAUGAAGUGCACACACAGCUGAUGAACAAACUCAAGCUGAGAGGAAUGAAUGCCCUCUUUGGGCUGAGAAUUCAGAUCACUGUGGGGGAAAAUAUGCUGAUGGGCUUGGCAUCUGCAACAGGUGUGUAUUUAGCAGCUUUGCCAACACCUGGAGGUAUUCAGAUUGCUGGGAAGACUCCAAAUGAUGGCACCUAUGAGCAGCACAUAUCCCACAUGCAAAAGAAAAUAAAUGAUACAAUAGCAAAGAACAAGGAACUUUAUGAGAUUAAUCCUCCAGAGUUACCUGAAGAAAUUAUUGGGUCUCCCAUUCCAGAGCCAAGACAACGUUCCAGGCUAUUGAGAUCUCAGUCAGAAAGCUCUGAUGAAGUUACAGAGCUUGACCUUUCACAUGGGAAGAAGGAUGCUUUUGUCUUGGAGAUUGAUGACACAGAUGCAAUGGAAGAUGUACAUUCUUUACUGACAGAUGUUCCACCACCUUCUGGUUUCUACAGUUGCAACACAGAAAUUAUGCCUGGUAUAAAUAACUGGACACCAGAAAUUCAAAUGUUCACAGCAGUUAGAGUGUCCAGAUUAAGCAACAUUAACCCAACAAAUCAAACACUCAAUAAGAACUUUAAUGAUCUCUGUGAGAAUCUGUUGAAGAGUUUGUAUUUUAAGCUGCGGUCCAUGGUUCCUUGCUGCCUUUGCCAUGUGAACUUCACAGUGGCUCUGCCAGAGGAUGAGCUGGUCCAGAUUGCAGUCACAGCUGUUGCCAUUACAUAUGACAAAAACCAAGCGCUACAAGCCAACAAAGCACCUACAGAAAAAUCACAGCAAAGAGCAUCUACAGACAAUGAAGAACAGCUACAAUUUCCCUUGGAACUUUGCUCUGAUCCCCUUUCUUCUCAACCAUUCUCUCCAGCUAAAGAAGUCCUGGAGGGUGCAAGCUCCCACACAGGUAUUCCUGCUGCUCAGAGAGCAACGUCAGUUGAUUACAGUUCCUUUGCAGACAGAUGCAACAGCUGGAUAGAGCUCAUUAAACUGAAAGCUCAGACCAUAAGGCGCGGAUCAAUUAAGACAACGACUUCCCUUGAAAAAGCAAGUCCAUUGGCUGAGGGAUACUUACGGCACCGUUCUGUCCCGUCGUGCACCAAUUCCACUGUCUCAGUUGUUAAGAUGACGCCUCUUUCCUUUCUCCCUGGGGCGAAAAUAACCAAAUAUCUUGGGAUAAUCAACAUGUUUUUUAUACGAGAAACCACUUCUUUGCGUGAGGAGGGUGGUGUCAGUGGCUUCCUGCACGCUUUUAUUGCUGAAGUGUUUGCCAUGGUGAGAGCCCAUGUUGCAGCUCUGGGAGGGAAUGCAGUUGUGUCAUACAUAAUGAAGCAGUGUGUUUUCAUGGAGAACCCAAACAAAAAUCAGGCUCAGUGCUUGAUCAAUGUCAGUGGUGAUGCUGUCAUCUUUGUCCGUGAGUCUGAGCUGGAGAUGCUGCCAGUGCAGCCUUCUGCAGCUGCUCCUCAGCCCACGAGUUCUGCAGGAGAUGUCACAACAUGAAGGCACAGCAAGUGAAGUAGUCACUGCUGAACAUAAAGGUUAUUUAAAAUGUGGGAAUCUUUAGGUUUGCAUCUUCAAAGUCACUAUCUUUCCGUGACAUUCACAGCCAAAACCCAGGACAAUCACUUUUUUUGUUGUCAUACAACUUAGGUAAGUCAGAGCAGUGAGUUGGCAAACUGGCAGUGUGCUCUGGUUCUUCUGUUACUGUGCUUGGCCUCUGUGAAACCAGGCAGCAGGUGAAGCUCUCACAGGAGAACUUGGAUUAGAAUAGCAGGCAUCUCAUGGAACUGUGGAAGGAAGGAAAAAUUCUGUUCCAUUUUUGAAUUAUCAGUGGGACCCUGAUAAUCUGUCAUUCAGAACCAUUUCUGAGUUUGGGUGUUCUCUGAGCUGAUUCUCAGCUCAGGUCAGGGCGGGAGGGACGUGCCUGAGAAGUUGGUUGGAAACCUUUGAUAGAGAAGGGAGAGAUUUGUGUGCAGGCCGAGAAAACAUGGGCUGGACUCUGAAGUUCCUUUACAUCGUAGAGUGUGAAGAGGAAAAAGGAGAACCAAAAAGUUACAGUUUGAAUUUCUGCUCAUUGAAAGUUUUUUUUCUUAUUUUGUUGUUGUUUUUAUAGUUGGGAGCUGGAGUGUGAUGUUUUUUGUGGGGUUUUUGUUUGUUUGGUUGGUUUUUGUUUGUUGUUGUUUGUUUGUUUGUGAUUUUUUAAAAUUGUUUUUAGUAGCUACCAGACCACAAUGCUGUGAUCCUGGGCAUCCCUGUGGUGGACAAUAAAGCCCCAGAACACAAUAAAAAGUUGCAGGGUGUGUCGUGUGUCUGGUGCUAGUACAAGAUGUUCACUUCAGUAUUGACAAAGCAGGUCUUUUGUUAUUUAAGACUUUGUGAAUGAAUUGUCCUGAGAUUCAUCUUCUUAAGGCAGGAUCUGUUUCAAGGAUGACCUAAACAGUGCCCCAAAAAUGGCUUGUGCAGAGGUUAUUCUGCAGCCUCCUUCCUGUUUAAAUGCCUGGCUAAUUGGAGACUGAUUUAUGUGUGUGACACUGGUUCCACUGGGCUUUUUUUGUUCUUUUCCAGUGCUGUAGCUGGGAAAUAAGGGUACUGCAAAGACAGGAAAUUUGUCAUUUCCAGUAAAAGUCUGAAAGGUGAUGAUACUCUAUUGUAAAAACAAAACAAAACACAACAAAAAAACUUCGCUUUGAAGAUGCAUUCUUGCUUAAUUCUGACAACAUUGUACAUGUAACUUGAACAAAGAUAUAAACUUGAAUGUAAAUACUCUGUUCAGUGUUGAAAUUAAGCAAUGGCAUGAUUAUUUGUUAAAACUAAUUAUUUCAUUGUAAAUGAGCAUGAAAAUCAUUCUUGCACAAUAAAUAUCUUUAUAAAA
Molecule: messenger RNA, 5609 nt
Organism: Lonchura striata (white-rumped munia)
Lineage: Eukaryota; Metazoa; Chordata; Aves; Passeriformes; Estrildidae
Source: RefSeq, a predicted model, not a curated record